AAUCCUUCCCAUCUCCCGCCUUCCCGCUUCGUCUUGAAUCUCUCUCCUCCUCCUUCCCUCCCUCCCUUCUUCGCUUCCCUCCUUCACUUCACUUCACUUCGCCGCACACUUAGCACGCGCGCGCAGAGAGAGAGAGAGAGAGAGAUGCGCAGCGGCGUUUGGUGGGUCUGUGGAGAUGGACACGCCUGAGAAGACCCAGAUCGCCGCUCCCCCCGUCUCUGCCCACGAGGACUCCCCAGUUUUUAACUUCAUCAGAAGUCUCUCACCUAUCAAGCCCGUGAAAUCCACACACAUAGCUCAGACUUUCACCUCACUUCCUUUCACAGCCCUUCCCUCAGUUUUCACUUCGCCUCAUGCCAACUUUCACAAGGACCCGAGUUUUCUGCGGAGGCAUCAAAGCUUAGAUCCAUCAAAUCCCGAUUGUUCUUCUGAAAACCACAAUAUAGUCUGCCGAAAUGGGGAUUUUAUUAAUGGCAUUUCUCAGAGAAGCAAAAGCUCUGACAAAAAGGUUUCAGUUGAAGUUCAUGCUGAACCAUGCAAGGAACAUUCAGAUUUUGCAACUGAGUUUCCUCAGACCUCGAGGUGUGGCUUCUAUAAUCCGGAAGGUAACAUGACAACUUGUUCUGCUGGUGCAGAAGCUGCAGUAGAGACUGCUGGUAUGUCGACCCCCAUUAUACCGGUGGCUAUGAAAUCUUCUGGGAAACCACUUCCUGAAGGUGAAGGUCAACAACAGAAAGAAUGGCCAAUUGAUGCUAGUGACUUGUUCAUUUUUAGCUCUCCUAAUGAUGUUGAGGCAUUUAGGGAGCUUGUUCAGAGAUCACCUGAUUUUGGAACAGCAUGUUUAAGUUCUCUCAUGUCAAGGUUCACACCAGAUGAUGUCAGUGGUUUUGAGAGAUCGCAGCAGGUGGAUUUACCGUCUAGGGAACAACAACAAAUAGAACCCCCAUAUCCAACUGAUGAAGCGUACGGGCAAAAGGAAGCAAUUAAGAAUCUUGAUUACCAUAAUCUGGAUAAAUUUUUGGAUAAGUAUAUGUCAAUCCAGCUGGACAAGAAUUCGCACAAUGAUGCAGGAACAUGUGUGCCUUUUGAUUACACGCCUGUCCCUAAUUUCCAUCGGGGCUUGAGGAGGCGUUGUCUGGACUUUGAGAUUGCUGAGCUUCGUAAGCUCUCUGGUGACGAUUCGGAUUAUAGUCACAUUGCAUUAUCUCAACAUGAUGAAAACACUCUUGUGAACGAUGGGCAGCUGCCUGUUGAAAGUGAAGGUGAUCCCUUGAGGUGCACGUUACCUGGAAUUGGUCUGCACUUAAAUGCUCUGGCGACCACUUCAAACGACUACCAAAGUGUAGAACAUGGAAAUUUGUUGAGUGAAAAUCAGUUGAUGAACACGCAAAUCUCUUCUAGCUCAUUGAAUCUUCCCAAUUCCCAUCAAUCUCUUCAUGAAUCUUUGACUUCAGUUGCUUCUGAGGACAUAGGUUCUGCCGAUAAUGGAGUCCUAGUUGUACAAGAUGGUUCGCAGUCAUGUGCAUAUCCUGACAGUGAAGAGCUUGACCACAACAGUCCUCAGAAAAAGAGGCGCAAAGCAGAGCAUUCUGAAGAUACGGCCUGCAAACGCUGCAACUGCAAGAAAUCCAAAUGUCUGAAGCUUUACUGUGAAUGCUUUGCUGCUGGUGUCUACUGCAUCGAGCCGUGCGCAUGCCUAGACUGCCUCAAUAAGCCUAUUCACGAAGAUACUGUUCUUGCAACUCGCAAACAGAUCGAGUCACGCAACCCACUUGCAUUUGCUCCAAAAGUUAUUAGAGCUUCCGACUCUUUUCCUGAUACUGGGGAUGAUUCCAAUAAAACCCCUGCUUCGGCACGGCAUAAGAGGGGAUGCAACUGCAAGAAAUCUGGCUGCCUGAAGAAGUAUUGUGAAUGCUAUCAGGGCGGAGUUGGUUGCUCCUUCAACUGCAGAUGUGAAGGUUGUAAAAAUUCAUUCGGUAGAAAAGACGGAUCUACUCUAAAUGGUGUGGAGGCCGAAAUAAUUGAUGAAGGGAAGGAAAAUAUCGGAAAAAGCGUGGGGAACCAACGUUCUCUGGAAGUCGCAAAACAGAGGGAUCCAAUUCAAGCAACGCCAUCUGCAUAUUACGGACCAUCAAUUCAGACUACAUAUUCAGCAAAGAAUGAACCGCCGCGAUCCACAUCUUUGGUCACCACCAGCUCCUCUUCAGUACUUCAUGCGGGUCAAAAUCAGGGGACACAUAAACAUGUUGCCCCGCAGCCUGAGUUUGAGAAGCAUUACGACGAUAAUAAUAAUAAUAACAAUAGUAAUGCUGGUGGCAAGAUGCCAGAGGUGCUCCGAAGCAACGACACUCCCAAUGCAGUAAUCAAAACUGCUUCUCCCAAUGGCAAGAGGGUUUCUUCACCGCAUAGCGACUUUGGUUCCUCCCCUCCGCUAAGGAGCGGGCGGAGAUUGAUUUUGAAAUCCAUACCUUCUUUUCCUUCUCUCACCCAGCAUUGAGACGGUGAGAGUGACUUGGAAUAGUUGGCUUAGUGGCCUUGUUUGUGGUAGUUGUAUGCUUUAGAGGCCCUAUUGUUGUAUCAUAAAAUGUUUUUCCUUUGCCCAUAAAAACUACCUUGAGUAAUUAGAUAAUUUUUCUUUUAAUCGUUUCUUGCAUGUAUUUGCUUCUGCCCCUGUAACUAUAGAGGUGUAGCUGUAGAUUGUACAGUACCCGGUUGUCCCGUUAGUAACUGCUAAGGUUGUCUCAUAGGCGCUAUUUAUCUGAGCUCAUUUGAUCUUUCCGUAUUUAA
Messenger RNA from Eucalyptus grandis, 2787 nucleotides. RefSeq names its product protein tesmin/TSO1-like CXC 3. The transcript is spliced from 10 exons. The record is from RefSeq and is a predicted model, not a curated record. Gene Ontology annotation, molecular function: DNA-binding transcription factor activity. The coding region runs from base 176 to 2497 and encodes 773 amino acids. NCBI's taxonomy places the organism in Eukaryota, Viridiplantae, Streptophyta, Magnoliopsida, Myrtales, Myrtaceae.